Molecule: messenger RNA, 1185 nt
Organism: Cinclus cinclus
Lineage: Eukaryota; Metazoa; Chordata; Aves; Passeriformes; Cinclidae
Product: cytochrome c oxidase assembly protein COX18, mitochondrial
Exons: 6
Coding region: 13-1083 (356 amino acids)
Biological process (GO): protein insertion into mitochondrial inner membrane from matrix; mitochondrial respiratory chain complex IV assembly
Cellular component (GO): mitochondrial inner membrane
Molecular function (GO): membrane insertase activity
Source: RefSeq, a predicted model, not a curated record
CGCGUCCCGCGCAUGCGCCGCAGGGGCGGAGGGCGGUGCCGGCAUGUGGCGGCUGGCGCGGGCGGGCGCGCGGGCCCCGCCGGCCCUGGCGGCAGCGGGGGCGGGAGCGGGGCCGGGGCCGGGCGGCCUCGAGGGCUGGUACGGGUGGGCGGCGGGCUCCGCGCCCGUGCACUGGGCCGAGGGCGGGCUGGCGGCGCUGCAAGAGGCCACCGGGCUGCCGUGCUGGGCCGCCAUCGCCGGCGGGGCCGCCGUGCUGCGCACCGCCGUCACUCUGCCGCUGGCCGCGCACCAGGGACGGCUCCUGGCCAAGCUAGGUGGAAAACCUGCAGCCUGAGAUCAAGGAACUUGCCAAGCGCCUUCGCUAUGAAGUUUCGGUGCGUGGAAAGCAGCUGGGGUGGUCUGACAAGGUGGCCAGGUUCCACUUUGCCAAGAACAUGCGGAGGAUUGUCACGGAGCUGUACAUCCGGGACAACUGCCACCCCUUCAAGGCCACCGUGCUGCUGUGGGUGCAGAUCCCCAUGUGGGUGUGCGUGUCACUGGCUCUGCGCAACUGCAGCGUCGGUGCCCUGGGCUCAGCAGGUGCAGCAUCCUCUCCCCCUGUCACCUGCUCCUCCUCCCUUGCUGCUGUCACUGACAUUAAACAGCGCCGUGUCCCGAGCUUGGCGUGCAAGCCAGCUACAAGAGCAGUUUUCCUCAGGAGGAGUGCUGUGGUUUACAGACCUGACGGUGCCCGAUUCCACGUGGAUUUUACCAGUUUCCCUGGGGCUGGUGAAUUUGCUGGUGGUGGAGAUCUUUGCUUCCCAAAGGAAAAUGCCCGUUUCCCAGUUCCAGAAGCUUGUUACGAACUUCUUCCGCGUGGUGUCUGUGGUGAUGAUCCCUAUUGCUGCCACAGUGCCCUCCUCCAUGGCGCUGUACUGGCUGUCCUCCAGCCUGGUGGGACUGUGCCACAACCUCCUGCUGCGCUCUCCCGCCUUCCGCCGGCUCUGCCGCAUCCCGAGGACCAGAUCCGACUCAGAUACUCCUUACAGGGACAUCAUGGCUGCCUUGGCCACCAGAUACAGCUUUAGCAAACAGCCCCACUGAGCUCCAGGAAGAGCUGUCUCAGGAAUGAAGCAGUGCUGUUUUGGCGAGAUGUACUUACUCGAUGUAUAUUUAUUUUGCAAAUAAAGCGCUGGCUGGCCAUAA